ACAUCACUGUCAAAUGUAGCCUAACAAAGUUGCCGUGAGCUCCACUGGCACUGACUAUAAUAGGAGCGCUGUUGAUCUAAUACGCUAGCGUUGCAACCGUGGUCGUGCUAUGCGUUUGACGGUUGAAACUUAAAUGCCUGACAGAUGAGAUGGCACAAGGCACAUCAUGGCAAAUUCAACUGGAAGCCCAGAGCUCCAGGGACUACAGCAGCCUGUUUUCCCUGAGUACACAGAACAUCCAAUGCCUGCCACCGUCCGGUCAAACCUGCCUGAGGAAAAGGGCCAAAACAAGAGAAAAGGGAAAAGGACAGGCAGCGGUGUCCCAAAGAGGAGCAAGAACAAUGACACCCAAAGAAAAGAUGGAUCGCUGGAUGACUGUGCGGAGGCAAAUAAUGAACGAAGCCCCCUUUCUGCACCCCCUCGCAUUUCUCUAAGAGACCUGAUGGAGGCUGAGACAAAGUUAGUGUUCGGUGACGAACAGGACAUUACCCACAAGUCCCUGGCCUGCACCGCCACACAAUUAAUGUGUCAAGCGGCUGAAAUAGGAGGGCCUCCGAGUGGACCUAAUCUCAGCUUUCUGCCUCAAAUUGACAAAUGGCUCGAUGUAGCUUUACAGGACGCCAACUCGUACUACCAACUGAAGAAAUAUGCCACUGCAGCCAGCCGUUUCACUGCUGCACUAGAGCUUUGUUCCAAAGGUGCUGUGUUUGAGAAACAUUUUAAUGCUGAUUACGAAGACAUUUGUAAAGUUGCCAGCUUCAUUGAGUCCAGGAUUGUUGCCUGCUAUCUCCAAAUGAAAACGCCAAACCCAGCAUUGUUACAUUCCUACAGGAGUAUCCAGCUAAACCCCAUUCGUUUUCAGAACUACCUUCAACAGGCUAUGGCGUAUCGACUGCUGGGAAACCCCUGUGAGGCAGCAAGGGGCGCCAUGAUUGCUGACUACAUUUACUGGCUGUCAGGAGGCAACAACCGGCACAUAAGCAAGCUCAUCAAACUGUAUUGGCAGGGGCUCCUGGAGGAGGCACUCACCAUGGAGGCGAAUUUCUCAGUCAUGUUCACUCCCUGGUUUGGAAAGCCGUCCUCAAACACUAUCGAGAAAGCAGAGGAGGCCUUCCGGAAGCUUCACCCAGCCUUCGCAGACUACAUUUUUACCGAUCCACGUGGAGGUCAUUUGUUACCCCAGACAACGGACUGGAGUCAGCCUUCAUCCAUACAGAGUUACUUCCUCACCCUUGGCUUCAGAAGGAGUAAGAAUGGAGACUUCCUGGGUAAACUGCUCCACAGGAGGUGUCCCACAUUCACAGGGCAAAGAUCUCCAUUCACCUCUCCCAGCUAUAGAGACCUGGAAAAGAUGUAUGAGAUGCAAGGAAAGAAGAUUCUGCCAGUUCUAGAUUUUAUUAAGUGCACCAAGCUAAGUGUGGACUUUUCCACAGGAUCUGGACUCAUAGAGAGACUUCAGUAUGCUAGUGUCCUGGGACAGCUGAAUAGGUUCAGAGAGCAUACACAUGUACUACAGUACACACUGGCUGAGCUGGCGGUCGCACCAUAUCUGCAGGACAUCAGUCCUUCUGACACACAGCUGCUGCUGGCUCUAAUGGCAGACACCAUGGACACCCUUGAAGGCAAGCGGUCUGAUCGAGAACGUGUGUGGAAUGCAAUAAAAAAGGUGGAAGCAGUGAAGGAUAUGAUUUAUCAUUUAGAGGAGACCUAUCUGAAGAAGAAGGCACUGAGAGCCACCAGACAGCAAAAGGCUAAAGAGAAGAAAGCCCUAAAAAAGACAUCCCUCAGGAGUCCCGCCGCACCACUCCAGGGCGAACCAAAAGCAGUGGCCGAUCCGCAGCCCAGUCAUCCAAUAAGUGAGCACCCUCUGCCACCCCACGAACACUUAUCUUCUGCCAAGAAGUAGGACACUCCAAAAGGCCAUUACUCCACCCUGACGGAAAUAAAUGGGCUUUGUGGGCGAACCAUCAUUCAGAUCCGUCUUUUCUCAAACCAUCCCACAUUCAUUUUACGACUCCCUCCUUGACACAAGAAAACCCCUUCCCCACAUGACUGUACCAUCUCCUGGAUAUCUACAUUGGGUUGGCAUGAAUAAAAGAGCAUAAGUAGCACUGAAAGGGGUCUGUUUCACUUAUGUAACCAUUCGUAUAGAAUAUGGAUGAAUCUCAUGAACACAUUCAUGGGCUAUUUCACCCCAAAUUCAAUAGGAAAAAAGAAAGAAAUUAC
Megalobrama amblycephala (Wuchang bream) is the source of this 2226-nucleotide messenger RNA. RefSeq names its product spermatogenesis-associated protein 16-like. NCBI's taxonomy places the organism in Eukaryota, Metazoa, Chordata, Actinopteri, Cypriniformes, Xenocyprididae. Gene Ontology annotation, cellular component: Golgi apparatus. The transcript has 11 exons. Bases 167 to 1906 code for a protein of 579 amino acids. The record is from RefSeq and is a predicted model, not a curated record. Gene Ontology annotation, molecular function: protein binding. Gene Ontology annotation, biological process: spermatogenesis.